UUACAGUAAAACGCGCUCUUUCAAAAUUUCACUGUAUUCUCUGCAAACUUUACAAUUGAUAUUUCAGUUACGCACCAGCGUUCAUCUUGUCAGUCGUGUGAUCGUAAAUAAUAAUAUACCGAACAUGUUUAUUGAAAAUCCUUUUUAAUUCAAAUCUGAAGAAACCGACAAAGUCGAUAAAAGGUAAAGAAUGAAAAAUAAAGUACGGAAUGUUGCAAUUCCGUGUUCACUAUUGGCAGUGAGUUUCAAGGAUUGUAGCCAAACUUUUUAACGAAUAAAGUGGACACGAUGAACAAUAUGAAUUAUAUAGAUAUUAUGAUUGUACGAUAGCAUUUGUAUUACGCAGGAAUGCUUUGAAGUGUAAAUAAUUUUUUAUCAUUAUGAAAUUUAAUGAAAAAGAGCUUGCGGAAGCAAGUAGUGGCCCCGCUGAUCUGGAAGGACGUUUAACUCAUAAACGAGCACACAAGUCAGGUUUUAAAGAGAAAUGGUUUAAGUUAAGAUGCAACUUACUAUUUUAUUUUAAUAUCAACGAAUUAGGACAAAUUGACAGAAGACAACCAGCUGGUGUAAUUGUUUUAGAAAAUUAUAAUAUUAACGUUGACAGCGCAUCGGAAGGAGUAUUUGCAUUUAGUAUAGCAUUUCGUGAUGAACAUGAUAAAAGGCAUAUAUUGAGUGGACGUUCAGAAUCCCAAGUAGAACAAUGGGUAAAUGCUUUGAAACAAGCCAGUUAUGAAUAUUGGAGAUCCCGUUUGAUAUUGCUUAAAGAAAUAUUAUCUAAAAAGACAGGAAAGGAUCCUUUACUAAUGUAUCCACGAAAUGAAGGUAUCAUUAGAGAUGAAGCAUGGGAGUCAGCAUCGACUUUUCGAUCUCAUGUACGUUCCUUUACAACUUCAGUUGUAACAUCAGCAGCAAUAAGUACUGUAACAAAAGAAGUAAAUUUAAUUGAAUUUUAAGUUAUAUAAUUAUAUGCAAUUAGUCUUUGAUUAUAUGCUGAAACUGAAACUUAUUCAGUUAUAUAAAAACUCUCUAAAAAUAUAUAGGAUUGCAAUGUAAUGUGAUAAUCAUUGCAAGAAACUGUAGUAAAUUUAAACAUUUAUUUAUUAUAGGUAAUAUAUAAUUUACACAAUUUAUAUCAGAGAUGUGAAAUUGUAUAUUAUCAUUCAUUAUUAGCAUAAUGAAAAUUUUAUAUAUCUCUAAAAUAAAUUUUAUUAAAUUCCCAACGAACCAAAAAAUCAUUAUAAUAUAGUAUCAUUUUUAAAAUGCAUUGUAUACAAUCUAAUAUGAUACAAACAGUAAGAAAACAGUAAUUGUACCUUUAAAGCAAUUUGUAUCAGAGAAUGUGAACAAUGCAAUUGCAAUUAUUGCUUGCACUUUAUCUGUAUACAAAUUUAUUAAGUAUUCAAAUACCAAAUACUCUUUAUAAUGAUUUAUGAUAAUCUAUAAUAAUUGUACAUUAAUGUAAUACUAAUAGCUAAUCUAUUUAUAUAAACCGAUGAUACAUGUUUGUAAU
Molecule: messenger RNA, 1510 nt
Organism: Nomia melanderi (Alkali bee)
Lineage: Eukaryota; Metazoa; Arthropoda; Insecta; Hymenoptera; Halictidae
Product: pleckstrin homology domain-containing family J member 1
Biological process (GO): retrograde transport, endosome to Golgi; endosome organization; receptor recycling
Cellular component (GO): trans-Golgi network; recycling endosome; early endosome
Source: RefSeq, a predicted model, not a curated record